Molecule: messenger RNA, 920 nt
Organism: Pseudocercospora fijiensis CIRAD86
Lineage: Eukaryota; Fungi; Ascomycota; Dothideomycetes; Mycosphaerellales; Mycosphaerellaceae
Exons: 1
Coding region: 235-822 (195 amino acids)
Biological process (GO): vacuolar proton-transporting V-type ATPase complex assembly
Cellular component (GO): endoplasmic reticulum membrane
Source: RefSeq, a predicted model, not a curated record
GCUUGCUUCUAUUUCUCCUGAGCGGACUGGAAGGAUCACGAAGUUGCCGAACAGUCACUCCCAGUGCGAAGCGCUCAAUACAAAACGAAGAUACAGACACUUACCUUUGCAUGGUAAUAUCGCAAUACGAACGAGCGCGAAGUGGAAGUACACAAAUCGGAGCGGCACCUUGUAGCACAAGAUAAUACACCACUCCACCAGCUUUGCGCCCACACCACACCUCGAUCGACGGCUAUGGCCGAUUUCCUCACCAACCUUUGGGAGUCUGUGUUCACGCCCGGCACGACUCCAACUCUGCUGGUCGCAACCAACUGUACAUUCGGCGCUCUACAAAUCCUCCUUCUCGGCCUUCUAGCAGCGACCUAUAGCAUACACUUUGCCAUCCUGUCCGUGCUCUGUGGAGGGCUAUGGUAUAGCAUCAACUGGUUCGCCGUAGAAUUGCAAGCCGCGCAGAAAGCCGAAGUAGAAGCCGAGCGACUACGGAAGAAGCGACAGCAAGAGAAAGAAUGGUCGGCAGAAGGUGAUGCUGCAGACGAUGAGGGCGAAAAUACGGAGACUGAAGGUGGUAUGAGGCAGAGCGUGACAAGCUUGGGAGAGCCUGAUGUUGUAUCGAGCAGAGGCGAGCCUGCGAAAGCCGAGAUCAUUGAAGCACUGCGAGCUGCUGCUCAUGCGCCGGUUGGAUCGGGCGAUAGUGCUGCUAGUGGAGUACAGCCUAUCGUGGGAGGGAGCGAGAGCAGGCAGAGGAGGAUAGAUGACUCUGACAAGGCUCCGAGCGAGUUCAGUACAGAUAGUGAGUGGGAGAAGGUCGAUGAGGGGAGAUAGGUGGUUGGCAGGUUGUAGCAGAGAUUGCUAUGUUGUCAUGCGAUCAUCUGAACCAAUGACAUUCGAUGACUCUGAAAUUGAGAAUCAUAUCCUGAGCG